AAAAAAAAGAGCAGAUGUUUGUUAAUUCUAUCAUUAGUUUGAACCUGACCGGUCUUUUUUUUUCUGCGUUGUUUUUGAGAUUGGUUUUUUUUUGUCAAAUCAUCACAAAACUAACGAAUGGAAAAGAAAACAAACUCUCAGACAAUCAAGACAUCACGGCACAGAAAAGAAGGGAACUGGGAUCCUUGGUCGCUCAAUUGCGACAACACUGCAAAUAAACAACACGACUGCGUCUGCUCUCGCAUAAGCUGUCUGCAACCUCACCAAAAAGUCCACUGGCUGCUGGAUUGAAUCGUGCGCACACUGGUCGAGGUGCGCACGCUGAGCUGGAUAGGAAACCGCCUGGUCAAGGGAAACCAGGUCGUCAUCAACGAUUUGAGAAAUCCGGAAUUCUGGAGGAAAUCCAGGAAGGGUCCGGCUGGUUUAGGCGCUGAUAUACUUGGUCACGGGUAUAGCGCCAGAAGUCAGGGACGGUUGAAAUCAACCAGAGGCCAACACCAAACACCAACACCAAAAAGGUCACACACAACCACAAAAAAAAAGAAAAAAAAAAUGCAGCAAUCAUCAGCAUUAUCCCCAUGGUCAUGGGCAUCACAACAAUCACAACAAGCCCCCGGCAGGCCGCUGUCCAGGUUAUUACCACUAAUAUUGCUGCAGCUGGUGCUGUUCACUACAGCGGUGCUAGGCUUCGACCCGGUCAAGGAAGCCGACUGCGAGUCGGACGACAGCAUCUGCUUAACUUCAUUCAAGUGGUGCGCCCGCAACGGGCGCAGCUGCUACUACCCGGAAGGCGUCGACGCCUACAUCCCGUGGUCGACCUCGAGUCCCUACGCCAUGCUGUACCACGGCAAUGUCUACAACAUCACGUGGAAGCAGGCCGUUCCUGGGGUGCCCGUCCAGGUCGAGUGGUUCUUCUCGGAGAAGCUUUAUACCACUGUCAAUGACGGUUGGGGCACUCCCCAGGUCAUGUGGAGUAUGAACACCACAGACAGCUCAUUCAAGUUCGACCCGCUCACCAUCCUUAUGAGCUUUCCGACGCAGCACAGCAACAUCAGCUCUGGCGAGGCCAUCGCGGCCACGCACGACGUGAGCAACUACCUGCGCAUCAGCCAACCCGACGCCACUUCGGAGACGCAGCGCGCGCCCGCCCUGACGGACCAGUUCCUCGUCCACACGGGCUGGACCGAGGAGUUUGUGCGCAACGUCCAGGCCUACGACUCGGACCUCUACGGCCAGCAGCAGCGAAACUGGCAGAUUGGCGUCGGCGCCGGCAUCGGCAUCGGCUUACCCCUCAUCGUCGUCCUGAGCUGGUUCAUGGGCCAUCGCCUCGGCACAAAGGCUGGGUAUGAGCUCGCGGCAAAGGUGGCCAGGAGGAGGGACGUCAGAGAUGGGAUAUGAAGAGCAAAAAAAAAAAGCCGGGGUGUUUUUUUUAUGCUGUUCAGGUGUUGUUGAGAAUGCAUUGUACAAAGUGAUGAAGCGUUUUUUUUUUCUUUUCUUGUCAUGUUCUCGAUGAACUCAUGGGUUUUGUUUUGCGCCGGCGUUUCGGAUGUCUCUGUUGGAGGGAAUAAC
Messenger RNA from Pyricularia grisea, 1569 nucleotides. RefSeq lists its product as uncharacterized. The record is from RefSeq and is a predicted model, not a curated record. Lineage: Eukaryota; Fungi; Ascomycota; Sordariomycetes; Magnaporthales; Pyriculariaceae. The transcript has 2 exons. The coding region runs from base 553 to 1398 and encodes 281 amino acids.